This is a messenger RNA of Crotalus tigris (Tiger rattlesnake), 6889 nucleotides long. RefSeq names its product RAN binding protein 10 (gene RANBP10). The transcript is spliced from 14 exons. The coding region runs from base 132 to 1988 and encodes 618 amino acids. Gene Ontology annotation, cellular component: cytoplasm. Gene Ontology annotation, biological process: cytoskeleton organization; cell surface receptor signaling pathway. Gene Ontology annotation, molecular function: protein binding. NCBI's taxonomy places the organism in Eukaryota, Metazoa, Chordata, Lepidosauria, Squamata, Viperidae. The record is from RefSeq and is a predicted model, not a curated record.
GCUCUGGACCGGAAGCCGGACUCGCCUUCCCGUCAUGCCGCGCGCCUCCAUUGUGGCCGAGCCCGCCUCCCAUUGGACGGCCGGGGAAAGGGAGCCCGCUCCCCUCCCGCUGACACAAUAGUGGAUCCAAGAUGGCGGAUGCGGGUGCAGCGAGCUUACCUGGGGGAGACCCGGCGCUGUCGCCGCCGCCGCCGCCGCCUCCCCCGCCGCCUCCGCCGCCGGAGGAGCAGGAGCUGAGCCAGCGCCUCCGCCGCCUCUACCCGGCCGUCAACCCGGACGAGACGCCGCUGCCGCGCGCCUGGAGCCCCAAGGACAAGUACAGCUACAUCGGCCUCUCCCAGAGCAACCUGCGCGUCCACUACAAAGGACAUGGGAAAAAUCACAAGGAUGCUGCUUCUGUCAGGGCUACCCACCCCAUCCCUGCAGCCUGUGGAAUUUAUUAUUUUGAAGUGAAGAUAGUUAGUAAAGGAAGAGAUGGGUACAUGGGAAUAGGACUCUCUGCCCAAGGUGUCAACAUGAACAGACUUCCUGGUUGGGAUAAGCAUUCCUAUGGCUAUCAUGGCGAUGAUGGACACUCCUUCUGCUCAUCAGGGACAGGGCAGCCCUACGGCCCCACUUUCACUACUGGCGAUGUAAUUGGCUGCUGUGUGAACCUCAUCAACAACACCUGCUUCUACACAAAGAAUGGGCACAGUUUAGGUAUAGCCUUCACAGACCUUCCUGCCAAUCUAUAUCCCACUGUGGGGCUCCAGACACCCGGAGAGAUUGUGGAUGCCAACUUUGGGCAACAGCCAUUUGUGUUCGACAUUGAAGACUAUAUGAGAGAGUGGCGAGCAAAGAUUCAGGGCACGAUUAAAAGGUUUCCCAUAGGUGACCGGCUAGGCGAAUGGCAAGCCAUGUUACAGAACAUGGUCUCUUCCUAUCUGGUACAUCAUGGAUAUUGUGCUACAGCAACUGCCUUCGCCCGUGUGACGGAAAGUACAGUCCAGGAGGAACAGAUCUCCAUAAAGAACAGACAAAGAAUACAAAAGCUGGUUUUGGCAGGAAGAGUAGGUGAAGCCAUUGACGCAACAGAGCAGCUCUAUCCAGGCCUUCUAGAGCACAAUCCUAACCUGUUGUUCAUGUUAAAGUGCCGGCAGUUUGUGGAGAUGGUGAAUGGAACAGACAGUGAAGUGCGCUUUUUCAGUACCCGCAGCCCCAAAUCACAAGACAGCUACCCGGAUUCCCCCAAUCUGAGCCCCCGACAUGGCUCCAAUAAUUUGCACAUCCACGUCACUGGAGCAGACAGCCCAAGCUGUAGCAAUGGGGUGACCUCCAUAAAAAGCAAGCAGAGCCACAGUAAAUAUCCUGCACUGAGUUCGUCGUCCUCCUCCUCCUCUUCAUCAUCCCCUUCCUCCGUGAACUACUCGGAGUCCAACUCAACAGAUUCUACCAAAUCCCAGCAUCACAGCAGCACUAGCAACCAAGAAACCAGUGACAGCGAGAUGGAGAUGGAGGCGGAGCACUAUCCCAACGGAAUCCUGGAGAAUUCAGCCACCCGAAUAAUGAAUGGCACUUACAAGCAUGAAGAAAUUCUACAGACUGAUGAUUCCAGCAUGGAAGACGGCUGCCCACAGAGGCAACUCUGUGGAGGGAACCACGCUGCCACCGAGCGGAUGAUCCAGUUCGGGCGGGAGCUCCAGAUCCUCAGCGAGCAGCUAUGCAGAGACUACGGCAAGAACAUGGCCCACAAAAAAAUGUUACAGGAUGCAUUCAGCUUGUUAGCCUACUCUGAUCCUUGGAACUGUCCAGUCGGUCAGCAGCUGGAUCCGGUCCAGAGGGAGCCGGUGUGUGCUGCACUCAAUAGCGCUAUUUUGGAGUCUCAGAACCUGCCAAAGCAGCCCCCCCUGCUGCUCGCCCUGGGCCAGGCCUCGGAGUGCUUGCGACUCAUGGCGCGCGUGGGCCUGGGCUCCUGCUCCUUCGCCAGAGUGGACGACUAUUUGCACUAGCCACUGAGUGAGGCAGAGUGACCCCUCCAGUUGCUGCCCUUUCACCUCUUCCUGCCUUGCGGUUUCUCACCUGCGCCUGCCCUCCACCCGCUGCCCAGCAGAAGGACACAGCGUUGACUGAGGCGGGAGGGGAGGAGGAGGAGAGGACCCUUGAUGCGCCUUCUUCGUUGCUCACCCUGGAAACUGCUCGCAGGGUUCCCCCCCCCCGCCCCAUCCCGCCCUCCCAUCACGGCCGCAUCCUUCUCUGCCCCACCCACAGCACUUGGCCUUCUCACUGGUCCUUCUGAUGUAGCGCCUUCUGACUUUAGGAUUUUACCUUUUAUUUUAUUAUGUUAUUUUAUUUGUCUGACUGAGCCACCCAGUAUUUAUACCUGGAGAGUUUGUGCUGAGCUGGUUUCUAAUUCAUUUAGAGAUAAAAAGUGUAUCUGAGUUGGUGACGGCCUGUUUUGCUUUUUUGUUUUAACUUUAUUUUUACGUUCGGAGAAACUUAACUGGCCCGUGUGCUACUUUGGACAGUAUUGUUCACUGUUGCUGGUCCUCAUAAAAAAACCAGGAGUCUGAAUGUGCUUGUUGGAAUAUUAGCCAUGCGAUCCAAACAAAAAGAGUUGAUCUUCUUUUUUCUGUGCCUCUGACACACAGCCCUGAGAAACCCUACGGAUGCAGCCUGGGAACCAAUCUGGGCUAAGCUUGGGAACAAUAAAAGGAUCUGUUCCCAACUGUCCCUUGAAUAGGAUAUCCUGCAAUGCUUGGAAAGAGAACUGGUGUGACCUGAGUUAUGUCCCCAAACUCUGUGGAGAAGCAGUAAGAGCUCGUACGGCAAUCAGACACGAGGGCAUCGCUGUGGGAAUUCGUCGCUGAGCUACAACUUCCCAAACUGCCGGUGAUUGGCCAUGCCGACUGGGUUACUCGGAGCUUGACAACCUCUGGAGGAACACAGGGUUUCCUUCUCCUCCAUCAGAGCAAUUGAUCCUAGGCUGAUGCUAGGAGACUUCUCCUUUGUCACGUCUGCUCACAUUUAGGCAACUCACAAUCUAAAACUUGUCUCAAAGAGGAAGGAGAAGAGAGCUUCCUAAUCCUGGUAGCCAAACGGCUGCCUGGAAUGGAAUCGAGGUGGAACGGAAAAUGGGAGCUCUGCAUUAGUCAAACAUUUUCUUCCUUCUUUCCUCCCUUUUAAUCUAGAGGCUUCUCCCUAAGAUCUUUCCUUAUGGAGUGGAUGUACGUUCUCCAGGUCAGUUGUGAACCAUGAAAAGAUGAGUCUUCAACAUGUCAAGAAUCCCCCUGACCAGUCUUUUGAGUUUGUGAAGCCAACUUUUUAUUUCGUCGUUUCAUUGCCUCCAUGCCUUUGAUGUUACACUGAUAGGACAAUAGUACAAAAGCCUCGUUUUUAUCCUGCUUACCCCCACUUGAAAAGAGGGCGUAAGGCAAUAUUCUUUCUUUUUUUUUAAAAAAAAAAAAGAAAAACACAGUUUUACUCCAAGGAAUAGCCUUUUUAAAAAGAAAGAAAGAAAGAAAGAAAGAAAGAAAGAAAGAAAGAAAGAAAGAAAGAAAGAAAGAAAGAGAAAGGGAAAAUUUGGGAAUCAUUUUCCAGACUUAACAUAUUGUAAGAAUCCUUACAAAAUACUGCUGGAAUAACAGGUUGGAAACGCCAGUCUAAUUUAAUUUACCCAAGUGACUUAUACCCACAUAUUUGUGUAGUACAACAGAGGAAUCCUGCUGUACUAAAAGCUUGUUAACAUUUGAAAUACAGUUAAUUGGCUUGCCAGUAUGUUUCAAUAUUUUGCCGAGCUUUUAAAAUAGUUUUUCUAUUGGGAAGAAUUUUUUAAAAUCCAGAAGCUCAGCAGGCAAGGCAUUUUAAUGAAAGCUGAGCACUUGCAGAAGAUAACACAAAAGAGAGGUUUCUGAUUUGAUAAAGAAAAGGCUUCCAUUGAGGGUGAACUUUAAUUGCAGUAGCAUAGAAAUGACUUUUGGGUGGAGUUAAGGACUUGUAGCUGUAAUGAAAAAAAAUAUGCAUCUAUGCACGGAUGAAGUACAUUUGGAAUAUUAUGCAAGCAUCACCAGGUAGGCGGAACCUGGAGAAAUAAUAAGGUGGUGCAACCUCCGCUGAUUACUGCGAGGGUCCUGCGGCUGCUUAGCAGGGGCCAGCUUUGGCUUUCAGGUUUCUACGUAAGACAUGCCAAGUUCAGAAGACCUAGCACUACUGCCUUCUUGGCAGAUCAGGACUGAAUUUUAGUGCCAGAUACUGAAAGAAAAAUGGGCACAUUAAAGAAUUGACUAAAUAGAAAAGGCAGUUUCAGAUUCUGAUUACAUUGCAUAGUUUGGCUGUUAUGGCUACCUUGUGCUGAUUAGGUCAAAAUGAAAUUAUUAUUUUUUUGUUCGCACUUUUGACAAGCAGAAAUAUCCAUCCAGCAUCCCUUUUGCUCAGAUGGUCACAAAGUUGUACAUUUACGGUUAUUGGAUCUUAACCUUGCCUUACACCUUUUAAGGACUUGUAAUUAUAACACCAACUCACAAAAUUACAGGAGCACCAAAUAAUUAGUGCCAACUUAAAAGCGGAAUGUUUUGCCCACCAUCCAUCUUUUGUAACUUCUUAUAUGGCAAAGGUCUGCAUCAGCAUCACCACCAGCUCUCUCUCUCUCUAGCCUGCUGCAUUUGCUUUUAGGCUUCAUAAGAGUUCCCAGCGUUUGAAUUCCGAUUUUAAAUGUUCACCAUCUUAAGAUGAGCUUCAGCAAACCAAGCUCUUGCUUGUUUGGAAGCAGAUUUUUUUUUCCUGCUUGCUUUGUUUUCUCUGGUUUCCAUCUCAUCUCUUUUUCAAGUUGCUUCAGGAAGUUUUUUUGUUGUUGUUGCUGCUGUUGUUCUUUGCUGUCUGCUGCUUUUUUCCAAGUUCUGGCUUCUUUGCCAUCUUUUGCUUAAAAGUCAAGCGUUUUCAUGGCAGUUUUUACACUCCUAAGAUUUUUUUUUUUCUCAGAUAAGCUAGUUAGUGAUGCGGUAAUGCCAAUUUUGUAAAAGAGCAGGUUUAACUUUUGCUCAAAGACAAUCUGCAUUUGGUGGCUCAACAUUUUGAUGCCUCAGUCCUGGGCAGGUGAAAUUUAAUUUAGGAAGUAUUCGAGUCAACGCUAUGCCUGGUUGAGAUGUUUAUGAGUCACUUAGAAUGUGAUCUAAGAUAAUCAGAUAUUUGAAUACUAGUUAUAAUUGCUUUAAAGAGACCACAGUACAUAUAUUAUGGGAAAGGAUUGUUUGAAAUCCUACGGAACCUUUGAAGGGAAGAAGAUUUAAAUUGCGUUUGCGGUUAAAGCCUUUCACCAUUUUCAUGGGCACAAAAAUAGCACAUAAUAUUGGAGUUCUCCAAACUUAGAUCAGCAAAAGGGGUGGGAGGAGUGUCUAGCCUGAAAGCCACAGUUUACAUUUAGUCUCAAUUUUAAGAUGAAACCUGACAAGAGAUUAUUAGGUUCUGCCAAUGAUAAUGAGAUUGUAUCUAGCACCUAUUUUAGGAUAUAUUUCCUUUUUAAAAAAUAGUUUUUAUUAAAAGAUUUUACAUAGAUAAGCAGUUCAAAGAAAAAAAAUAUUUUCUUUUUGACACCAUCUGGCUGAUUUUGGUCACCCUGCCAGAAGCCUUUUGCAAACAAUCCAUCUGAUUCCAGGUUUUUAUCAACCACUAAUCAGAAGAACGGUAACGAAGGCCUGGCAACUAUUUUUCUGAUCAUUUGCCAUGUUGAUCAUACUUUAGACUAGAAAUCGCUGCCCAUGGUGUCUGUAAAAUGGACACUGGGAAAUCCCAAAUGCAAGUGUCGAUUAUCGUCUACUAUAGCGGUGGAAUAAUCUGCAAUUGUGCUUUCACAACUGACAACAAUGGCUAAUUAUAGUUCAACGUCUCUGGAGGGCAUUAGAAUAGGAAGGAUUGUUAAUUGAGAGGAAUUUCAGAGCCUUUCAGGUGUUCAAAGAACCAUCUCAUUUUUCUUCCAUGUAGCUUUUGCAACCAGUUUCAGGAGUUGUUGGCUGUAAAUUAGAAAGUUCUAGUACCGGAAUGUCACCUACCAAUGAUUCAAACUGGCUAGCUUGAAUGUCAAUCAUCACUUUUUGCAACAAGGAACAGCCGUUACGUCAACAAGAAUUGGUGCUUCAUUUAUCGCCAUUAUGGUCCUCAGCAUUCUGUAACCAAAUAAAUGUGCCAAAUCCUCUUAUCCAGUGGAUUUAUUUACCAGUGUUGUUUUGGGCACUUGUUUUGGGAAUAUUUGAGAUGUAUAAUAGAUGUAGAAGAACGUUAAUGGUCACCAUCGAAUAAGUUCGUUCAAAUCUUUGGACUUGAGGGUUGUUUUUUUUCUUUUAAAAAAAAAUUGGGCUGGAGGCGUAAGAUUUGGGUGCCAUCUGUCAUCUUGAACUAGCAAGAAAGAUUGCUGGCAGGCCUAAUUGGAUUACAUUUUGGAUCUGACAUUAAAAAAAAAAAGAAAAGAAACACGGAGUUUUUUAUUUUUCUCUUCCUCUCGCUUGUUUGCAAACUCAGGUACCAGCUCUGGCAUGGCAUCUCAAACCCUUUUCGUUUCAACGAUUUCUUUAUGAUACCAACUGUUAAGGAUUUUUUUUUUUUAAAAGUAUCCUAUCAAACAAACAGGCCAAGCAGAAUGUGGGGUUCCACCAGGCUUCCGCAAUCUCAACUUUUCAUUUUCCUGUGAUUUGAGGACUUGACGGAUCUCCUUCCAAGCUACGCACAUUGGAUCAGUUUCUGCUUAGUAUUUGUGAGUUCAGUUAAACCAACUCUAGCAUGAAAACCUUCCCAAAGGAGGACAUUUUAACUGACAAAAAAACAAACAAAAAAAGAGUGAGAGAAAUUGUACUGGAAAUAUAGAAACCCCCACAGUCUGUUGUAUUUUGACAGAAUUAUUUUUAUUAAAAUAUGCAUCUGUGCA